GACGGUGUUGCCCUAUUGAACAACACAAAUGUGAAGCUCAACCUAACCUUUGCUGAAGUAGCAGUGGCAGGAGGUGCUCUAGCAAUUGUAGAAACCGUCAAGGCUGAUAAUACGGCUGUUAUUCCCAUGAAUGAGCUGGUAACCCUCCACCAGGACCACACCAUAACUGCAGAUGUUGCUUUUGACAAGGUUCUGGUUGAUAACCUGCAAGUCUCUGGUACAGUCGAUGCCUUGACUGUGGACGAUUCUACUCUUCUACUGACCUAUGGUGAACAAACUGUAAAUGGACUGGUAACGGUAGAUGGUGCUGAUAGUACACUAAUAAGUACUACCAAUGUCAAUGGCAGAAACUUCGAUGAUUUUGUAGCAUCUCUCAUUGUGAAUGGAACCACAGAUACUUUUGAAGGACUGCUGGAAGUAGGUGAUGAUCUAAUAGCGCCCAACAUAGAUACUGUGGAAAGCAUGACGCCCCUUAACCCUGUAGAUGUUAAGGCCCGUGCACUCCUCCACACAACAACCAACACCCAAGUUGUUACUGGACUCCAUAGUGUUGGCAGCCUGGAGGCGGUUAAUGGAGUUUGGUUUGACAAUCUGAAUGGUGUUCUAGUACCAGAUGAGGUAUUCCUGAAGGAUGAAACGGUGACAGUCUCUGUUCCCACCACUUUCGACUCUAUCUCGGCUCAGAGUAUUCAAGUAACAAAUGCCAUAAACGAUGUGAAGCAAGUGGGAGGCAGCUUGGAAUUCCUCUUGCUUAACAAGGAUGCAACCCUGUCAAAGAAGACCUUCACCAGUCUCACACUAGAGAAGGACUCUACUGUGGCCAAGCUAGUGGCUGGUUAUGACUUGGAUUACUUAGCAACAGGACUUCAUGAACAGUUCUUGCAGGAUCUUAAUGCUGGAAGAGCUGUGAACGGCUCGGUGAUCUUCGAGAAGGAACUAGAUGUUACUAGUGAUAAGAUCCAUGGUGUUAGUAUUGGCAAGAUCAGGGAUACAGCAGUUCCCCUCACUGCCACAAGCUUGAAUACUGCUCUGACCUUUGAAAAACCUGUCCAGAUUGCUGGUGCUUUGACUGUUUCAUCUACCAUUAACGGAGUUGGAAAGGAUGACUACGUACUCUUGGAUUCUGACCACACCAUUGUCUCUCCAAAGACCUUUGUUUCGGAUAUGGAGUGUCGUGAUGAUGUGACGGCAGGACUGGUCAGUGGUUAUGACCUUGCCAAGUUUGCAACUGAUGUAGUACUCAAGAAGGGCUCUGCACAGAACAUUCUACAAGACUUGUCAAUGACGUCAGCAGAUGUGAAUGGUGACCUGAAUGUAGGCGGCCAAAUAACCAUUGGUGGUGUAAACUUUGAUAGUGUCGUCGCUCUUAAUGCAACUGAAACCGUGAGAGGCCAGAAGACUUUCACAGAGGUUGAAGUAACUUCUUCAACAUCUGCUGGUGCUGUUAAUGUGGGUAACUUUGGAACAGUUGAUGGUGUAGUGAUCAAAGAAAUUUUCUUUGACGACAGCCUGAGGAAAUCUGUGUCAACAACCCAGGAGUUGGUUGGUAGGAACAUGGUUACAAUAGUAGCACAAAAUGCUGAAGGAACAGACCUUUCGGCCUUUGAAAGGAAGGUUGUGUACAAGGAUACAACGGAGACCAUUUCUGGUGGUUUAACAUUUGCAGGCUCGGUUUCGGUAGAUACUCUUCACUUCGAAAGAGACUUUGAUGGUGUGUCAGAACAAGCAUACAAGUCUGCUUGGCUUCUAAAUGAGGGUCCCCAGACCCUAACUGGAGUGAACUCUCUUGCCAAUGUUGAUGCAUCUGCUGUGACCUUCCAAGGAACAUACAUAGAUAAUGUAGAUAUUGGUCGCUUGCAUACAAUGACUGCAAAGAUUGAUGAACAGACCACUCUGAAUUCGACAACAUUUGUUGAGGUGGAGUCAUUAUCUCCAAUUACCUUGGAUGGAACUAUCCAAGGCUGGCAUCUUCAUGAGCAGGCCUUGCAGUCUUCCUCAACACAUCAAAGGGUUACUGGCAGGAAGAAGUUUACAAAACCCAUACACAUUAAAAACAGUAUUGCUGUAAAUGACUUUGUCAUUGUUCCUAAAGUGGGUGGUGGAGAACCCCUGGUGCUUGAAAUGAGCCAAUUCUGUAGCUCUUUCAUGCAGAAUGGAAAGGUCAUGGGAGACCUUGUAGUAAACGGUAAUGCCGUGUUCAAUAAGGACUUGGCUAUCAGCAACUCCUUCAACAAUGAGAACGUGGCAACCCUUGCCAGUGUGUUUUGGCUGAGUGACAUGGAUAACACGGUAUCUAGUGUAAAGGACAUCGAUAGUGCCCAAGUCACUGGGAAUGCACACAUCAUAAUGAAGGGCUUGAUAAAUGGUGAAGACUUCUCUACCUUGUCAGAAGAAGUACUGAAGAACACUUGUAAAGAACAAAGGGUAACUGCAUCUUGGAAUCUGGCUAACCUUGAAGCUUCUAGCUUGCAAGCAGACACUGUAACAAAUCCUCUACAGGAUUCGGAUGUGUUUGACCUUGAAAGAAUCCUGAGGACAGACAAGAUGCAGACCAUUUCUGGUGCAAAGACCUUCCCAGAAGUCCAAGUAACAGGAUCUGUGGCUCUUGAUGGAACCCUCAAUGGACUGGAUGUGAAGACCAAUUUAGUUCAGUACGGUAAGAGUGCAGAAAUAACUGCUGAAAAGACUUUCAAUCAAAAGCUGACCAUAAAAGGAGACUUGUCCAUGGGCAGUGGUAGCACUGUACAGGGUGUUGAUGUAUCGGCAUUUGAAGAAUCUGCUGUACUACAUAAUGACAGUGGCAUUACAAAGCCUGUUAGUGGAAUUACUACCUUCAAAGGCUUGACCUUGAAGAACCUGGAAGUUGGUGGUACUGUUGAUGGUGUACAGGUAGAUAGUAAUACUAUUCUCCUGACCACUGGAGCACAAAAUGUAGCUGGCUUGGUCACUGUAUCUGUACCUGGACAAGACAAGGUAGUCUUUGUUGAGCAGAACCUUGAGGUCCAGGACAAGAAGUUCAACUCGAUCAGUCUUGAUAAGCUGUAUGAAGAUACGGUUCGUGUUGAUGGGAACAAGGAUACCAUUACAGCAGAAGUAACCUUUGCAGCAUCUCCAACAUUUUCAAGCUUGACUCUUGAAAACCACCUUGUAAAUGGUUACAACUUGACAGACCUCAUAUUGGUACUUAAUGGUAAACACACCCUUGAUAAUAUGGGAGAUCUUCUAGAAGAAGCCAUCACAGCUUCACAAGACUCAAAUAUGGUACUUGAGGAAAGGCCAACUGACCUCUGGUACUUCUAUGAAACAAGGUUCCAGGAGAAACUGUACAAGCUACAACCAGUCACGUUGUCAAAUCCCUUGGGACACAACUCUGUUGAUGCUUUUGUUGGCCUGAACUGGGAUGAUACAAGUGUCCAGAUAUAUGGGCCCGAGCUUGGAAGAAGAUCCUUAGCUGAUGAACUAAAGGACCUCUGUGAAGAGAAGGAACAUUUGGAUGUGUUGUCAGCUUUCCCACCCACAAGCAGUAUUAGUGUUCCUAAAGCAACUGUAGCUGCUGGCUUGGGAAGCAAUCACUUGGCUGUAUGUGGCAACUCGCUUGUAACUUUCCCAUAUACAGCUUCGUCAACCUACCAACAGAUUUCAGAUGAGCUGGGCCAAGGAACCUCCUAUGGCCACAUCUUCUCCAUUAGUCCAGUCGAAACUGUUGUAUCCUUCAGUACCAUACAAUGCAGAGACCUAGUGGCAUUCCACUUGCAUAAUGGUAAGGACUGCUUGGCAGUGAUUGAUCAUGAAACCUCCUCUGCUGUGAUUUGUGGAACUGCACCAACAGGAUACAGGCUACUGAACUACCUGGGAACUAGUCGUGCAGUUGAGGCAGCAGCAUUUACCUUGGGGAAAACUUACCUGGUUGUGCUGGAAGAUGAUUCCUUCAGCUCUUCCUCAAAUUUGAAGACUUUCAAAUAUGAUGCGGGUACAAACACUAUGGCUCUGGAGUUCAACCAUGACCUACAAAAGGCUUCACACCUUGAUGCCCUGGCUGGCAAGAAUGAAGCAUAUGUAGCAGUGACUCACAGCUCCUCCCCUAUUGCUACAGGGAGUGUUGACAUAUUCACCAUUAAGGAUAAAUCUGGUUCUGUGGAGAUGGAGAAAAUGCAGACCUUGAAGGUGCCUGGUGCUUUGGCAAGUAACUUUGGAGAAUUGGCCAAGUAUGAUAUGGGUCUCUUCAUCCAGACUGAGCAUGGUGUUCAUGUGUAUGUCUUGAAAGGAAUGCAGUUCGUGUACGAAAGGAUGGUAAAAACUGUACCUGCACGGAAACCCUUCUCAUUCCCAUUCUACCAUACGGGCCAGAAUACCACCUUCCUUCUGUACGCUGGCAAUGAUGUUGAAGGUGGACAGCUAGGUGGGAAUGCAAGAGCUUAUGAAGCAGUCUACAGGCCUUAGUUUUAAUCUUUUAAAAAUAUAUUUAAUUAGAACUCUC
This is a messenger RNA of Penaeus monodon (black tiger shrimp), 4477 nucleotides long. RefSeq lists its product as uncharacterized. NCBI's taxonomy places the organism in Eukaryota, Metazoa, Arthropoda, Malacostraca, Decapoda, Penaeidae. Gene Ontology annotation, cellular component: cell surface. Gene Ontology annotation, molecular function: heparin binding. The record is from RefSeq and is a predicted model, not a curated record.